Messenger RNA from Cornus florida, 1426 nucleotides. RefSeq names its product pyridoxal 5'-phosphate synthase-like subunit PDX1.2. Lineage: Eukaryota; Viridiplantae; Streptophyta; Magnoliopsida; Cornales; Cornaceae. Gene Ontology annotation, biological process: amino acid metabolic process; pyridoxal 5'-phosphate biosynthetic process; pyridoxine biosynthetic process. The transcript has a single exon. The coding region runs from base 296 to 1213 and encodes 305 amino acids. The record is from RefSeq and is a predicted model, not a curated record. Gene Ontology annotation, molecular function: amine-lyase activity.
CCAAACACGCCUCUGGGUCAAAAAUUUUGAUUCUUUGGAAUACAAUAGAACUUUCUAACAUCUUCCCCGCAUGACCCAAACAGUCAACUGACUGACCUGACCUGACCGAAGCUUCUCGAGCUAACCCAACACCACCGUCUCCUCUUCAUUCUCUUUAAUAUUCUCUUUCUUACAUUAUAUACAUAUAUAAUUAUAUAUACAUAUUACCUAGAAGACGAAGCUCAAUCGAUACAGUCUUGGUUUUGAUUUGUUUUGGCUUAGUCUCUCAUUUGGGCAUUUUCACAAACACUUGACAAUGGCUGACGACGGUGCCGUUACACUCUAUAGCAGCAGCGCCAUCACCGACACCAAGACGAACACGUUCUCGCUCAAGGUCGGACUCGCCCAAAUGCUUCGCGGCGGAGCAAUUCUCGAAGUCACCAACUCCGACCAGGCCAAGAUCGCCGAAUCCGCCGGAGCUUGCUGUGUCAUCGUCACGCAGCCCUUUCAAGGAGGCAUUUCUCGCAUGCCUGACCCAUCUCUCAUCAAAGAAAUCAAGCGAGCAGUCUCAAUUCCGGUCAUGGCCAAAGUCCGCAUCGGUCAUUUCGUCGAAGCCCAAAUCCUCGAAUCCGUCGGCGUUGAUUACGUCGACGAGAGCGAGCUUCUUGCAGUGGCUGACGAAGACAAUUUCAUCAACAAACACAAUUUCCGUGUACCGUUCGUUUGUGGGUGUCGAGAUCUCGGCGAGGCCUUGAGGAGAGUGAGAGAAGGCUCGGCGAUGAUAAGGACUCAAGGGGAUCUAUCUGGGUCUGGAGACAUUGUUGAUACUGUUCGCAAUGUGAGGAAAUUGAUGGGUGAUAUUAGGGUUUUGACGAACAUGGAUGAAGACGAACUGUUUGCGUUUUCGAAGAAGAUAACUGCGCCAUAUGACAUUGUGGCACAAACCAAGCAAAUGGGUAGGCUUCCGGUGGUGCAUUUUGCUGCCGGUGGGAUAGUCACGCCGGCGGACGCGGCGCUGAUGAUGCAAUUGGGCUGUGACGGCGUGUUCGUGGGACCCGAAAUUUUUAGCUAUUCGGACCCUUACAGGCGAGUUCGGGCGAUUGUUCAGGCUGUCAGGAACUACAAUGAUCCGCAGUUGCUGGUGGAGAUGAGCAGUGGGUUGGAUGAGGCUAUGGCGGGAUUCAAUCUCAGCGAGGACAGGGUCGAACAGUUUGUUACUGGAGGUACCUAUUGAUCCAAAAAUCAUCGAAGGUGUUUGUUUUCUGUGUUGUUAAGCAUAUAGAGUGUGUCUUACAGUAAUGUAUAGAGAGUUUAGAGAUGAUAUAUGUCCCAAUUUUGUGUUUGUUUUCCGUGAAUAUUAUCUUAUAUGAUCUAAUAAUAUGUUUCCGGCGCUCACAGUUUGUGUUGAGACUUUGAGUACUGAAAUGAGAAUAAAUUAUCGUUCUUA